CAUAAUUGACAGCACUCUUCCUAUCUCGUCUCACCUUCAACCAAACGAUUCAAUGUUGAUUCCGGUUCACUUUUUACUGUACUGUGCAUUUACCAUUAUUACAAAGAGCGCUUGGUAGCAGGCUCGCUUAAAAGUUGUUGUGCUGUGCCAGUUGCGAUCGUGCACUUUUGUAUUGCCCUCGAUAGAUUUUUGCAGCAUUAAGCAGCCUGCCUGUCUCCCUGCAUUACAACACCACAAACCAUCGACGAAAUGGAGGAACGUACCGGAACGGAGCGAAUUUAUGGUGGAUGCGAGGGACCGGAUGCGAUGUACGUGAAGCUCAUCUCGUCCGAUGGACACGAAUUUAUAGUGAAGCGCGAACACGCGCUAACCUCCGGCACAAUCAAAGCCAUGCUGUCCGGCCCGGGUCAGUUCGCCGAGAAUGAAGCGAACGAAGUCAACUUUAGAGAAAUACCCUCGCACGUCCUUGAAAAGGUCUGCAUGUACUUCACCUACAAGGUACGAUACACAAACAGCUCGACGGAAAUACCGGAGUUCCCAAUUGCGCCGGAAAUUGCAUUGGAGCUACUGAUGGCCGCUAACUUUCUCGACUGCUAGGAACUAGUGUUAUGGUUUAGUUUUUGGGGGUUUUGUUUUCUUGUAUAAGUUGGGACGUCUGAAGGAGUGAAUAAAAAUGUACUGAUAACAACACGA
Molecule: messenger RNA, 693 nt
Organism: Anopheles funestus (African malaria mosquito)
Lineage: Eukaryota; Metazoa; Arthropoda; Insecta; Diptera; Culicidae
Product: elongin-C
Exons: 3
Coding region: 250-597 (115 amino acids)
Biological process (GO): ubiquitin-dependent protein catabolic process
Cellular component (GO): elongin complex
Molecular function (GO): protein-macromolecule adaptor activity
Source: RefSeq, a predicted model, not a curated record